This is a messenger RNA of Eufriesea mexicana, 10317 nucleotides long. It is a transcript of the gene Ten-a, whose product is annotated as Teneurin-a transmembrane protein. The transcript has 20 exons. The record is from RefSeq and is a predicted model, not a curated record. Bases 159 to 8072 code for a protein of 2637 amino acids. Gene Ontology annotation, biological process: motor neuron axon guidance. NCBI's taxonomy places the organism in Eukaryota, Metazoa, Arthropoda, Insecta, Hymenoptera, Apidae.
CUUCGCGGCAGCAACGAUGCGAAGGCGGUUCGUCGCUGAGGCCGUUGCUUCACGUCGCCCAUUGUGAACUGCAUUCGCCCCGUGAGCCAGAGCUGCUGCGACUCGAUCAUCUGGAGGCACUCGAGCACAAGUCCGCGGCCGAGCGCAACUCGUACUCGAUGAUGGAGAACUUUCACAGCCCCGUGCCACCGCCGCUCCCGCGACGCCAUGUCCGGCUUCCGCCACCGCAGCAGCAGGUGACAGUUGGCUCUCUAGGUGGUGGUUUGGGGGCAGCCGCUGGAAAUGGUGGCACAGACACAGUGGGCGCUCAAGGUCAAGCCAUGGUAAUGCCAGGAUUUCCACUUCGGGCUGCAGCGGUGCCGCAUUAUUCACCGUAUUCGCCGUCACGUUUUCACAUCGACAAACGGUGCCAGCACAAAUGCUCCUGGAAGUGUUUCUCAAUCGCACUGAUCCUCCUUGCUGUUGCGCUGACAGCGAUGCUGGCUUACUUUGCCACAGUGAGCUCCAUGCGGCCGAUAGACAGCACGAAAUGCGUGGUGGUCCAAGACGUGAAGGCUGUCACUCAUGAGAACGCGCACGUUCACGACCCGAUAUCAACGCAAAUACCCACCGAAGAGUCGCUGCCGACGAGUACAGCAGAGCACUCGAGUGCGUCGGAUAGCGCCGGCGACCAACAGAGCGAUCCUCAGAUUCAGCAAUCCGCACAGCAAUGGCCGGCAGUGCUCGAGUUGCAGGCGUACAACGUGGCCCACUCGGCCGUGAUCCUGCCAUACCAUUUCUGGAACACCGAGUUCCGAAACAAGCAACCCGCCUUUAUCCGAUUGAACCUUACUCUACCCUGGGGUGCGAACUUCGCUGUCUACGGAAGACGAAAUGUCGCUCCAAGUGUCACACAAUACGAUUUUGUGGAGUUCGUGAAAGGUGGUAGAGUAGAUCAUAGGCUGAAAAGAGAUACAAGUUCGGAGGCGGUCAGUUUCAUGAAAACAGCUGCAACAGAGGCUCGAUCUAGUGACAAUCGCUCAUACCAACACGUGCUGAUCAAGAGAACGAUUGUAGAACCGAUGAUGGUGAACGUUAGCUUACUUCAGUAUCUGGAUACUGGACGUUGGUUUUUGUCGGUGUAUAACGAUGAGUUGCAGUCAUACAAGGUUACUCUGGUUGUGACCGAAGCCGAAGGUGUAUCGACUACUUGCCCUAACGACUGCUCUGGAAGAGGAUCAUGUUAUCUUGGAAAGUGCGACUGCAUAGAUGGGUAUCAGGGUGCAGAUUGCAGCAAGAGCGUGUGCCCCGUACUGUGCUCAUCUCAUGGACAAUAUGGUGGAGGUAUGUGUCACUGCGAAGAUGGCUGGAAAGGUGCCGAAUGUGAUAUACCGUUAGGAGACUGCCAAGUUCCUGAUUGCAAUCAACAUGGACAGUGCGUUAGAGGAUCGUGUGUUUGUAAUCCUGGUUGGAAAGGCGCCUUCUGUGAUGAACCUGAUUGUCCCGAUCCCAACUGCAGUGGCCAUGGGGCCUGCGUUGCUGGCAAAUGCUACUGCAAAGCAGGCUGGCAAGGUGAAAGGUGCAACCAGGUCGACCAGCAGGUAUACCAAUGUCUGCCUCGUUGCUCAGACCACGGCACGUACGACCUCGAAUCCGGAAGCUGCAUCUGCGAGGGACACUGGACCGGUGUGGACUGUUCACAACCAAGCUGUGGCCUCGAUUGUGGACCACACGGAACCUGCGAACAAGGUUUUUGCAAAUGCAACGAUGAUUGGACUGGAACCAAAUGUGACCAGAAACCGUGCGAUCCACGUUGCGCGGAGCAUGGUCAAUGCAAGAAUGGAACUUGCGUUUGCAGUCAAGGAUGGAAUGGUCGACAUUGCACGCUGCCCGGAUGCGAGAACGGAUGUAGUCGCCAUGGACUAUGCACCCUGCAAGAUGGCGAAUACAGUUGCGAAUGUUCAACAGACUGGGCGGGCAGGGAUUGCAGUAUACGAUUGGAAAUGAAAUGUAAUGAUCUUACUGAUAACGAUCAGGAUGGCAUGAUGGACUGUUCUGACAGCGAGUGCUGCUCGCACGUAGUUUGCGCAGAUCAUAUCAUGUGCCUUACUAGUAAUAAUCCCGUGGACGUCCUUCUCCGCAAACAACCGCCCAGCGUGACCGCGUCCUUUUACCAGCGCGUGAAAUUCCUCAUUGAGGAGAACAGCGUACAAAGCUACGCUCGUAUGAACGAUUACACCGAAAGUACGUUCUGGAGUUCCUUUACACCGCGUCGAGUUGCUGUGAUGCGAGGACAAGUUGUAACCGAACAAGGAAUUGGAAUAAUAGGCAUCAGGGUGUCCGUGGACAGGGAGUCCCGUUUAGGAUUCACGUUGACGAGAGCUGAUGGAUGGUUUGACGUGCUGGUGAACGGAGGCGGUGCGGUGACGCUUCAGUUCCAACGUAGCCCCUUCAAACCCCUCACGAGGACGGUGUUCGUGCCGUGGAAUCAAAUAGUGGUUCUGCCUCCCGUGGUGAUGACCCUUAACAAGGAAGGCGAGUCCAAUAAAUCCAACCAACCACCGAGUCCGGCUGUCGGCUUCCCAGGGAUAUCGAUGGGACUAUUUAGUGAACAUGGCCCAUGCCUGGAGCACGAUCACGAGUUGUUAAGGCCCAUUAUCGUUAGCACUUGGAUGCCGGAGAAGGUGGGCGGUCUUCCAGGCAAAAGUUUGGUGUUCGCAGAAAGUCAGAUCGUCCAAGAAAGCAUUGCUAUUCCUGGCUCGAACUUACACUUGAUGUAUCAGAGUAGUCAGGCGGCUGGCUACUUAUCAACGGUGAGAAUGCAGUUGACCGGCCCAUUCAUCCCCAAGUCGCUGACGCAUGUGCACGUGCACGUAGAGAUUGAAGGAUCAUUGCACACGAAGACCUAUGAAGCAGAUCCAAAUUUAACGCAUACGUUCGCCUGGAAUAAGCGGAACGUUUAUAAACAGAAAGUAUACGGUGUAGCACAAGCAAGAAUCUCGAUUGGCUAUCAACAUUCCACUUGUCCAGCGGUGAUAUGGGAGAUCCAGACAGCCACGUUGCAAGGCUUCGACGUUGAUAUCUCAGAUAUUGGAGGGUGGGGAUUAGAUAUCCACCAUCAUUACAACUUUCACGAAGGUAUACUUCAAAAGGGAGAUGGUACCACUUUGCAUUUCAAGCAGUAUCCUCGCACGGUGAAGGUAGUAAUGGGUACAGGACUGCAAAGAAAUUUAGUGUGCCAAGAUUGCGAUGGUUUGGCUAAGGAUGCUAGGUUGUUGACGCCGGUAGCGCUUACCAGUGGCCCAGAUGGAAGCAUUUAUGUGGGUGAUUUCAAUCUGGUCCGCAGAAUUACACCUAAAGGAAAUGUAUAUACUGUUUUAACAUUGAGUGCAACUCAAGUGGCUUAUGAAUAUUACCUCUGCGUUUCCCCGGCGGACGGUCACUUGUAUAUCAGUAACCCUGAGAAACAUCAAAUAUUGAAAACUCUGGCCUUGGAAAACGUUACACAACCCAACAUCAACAUCGAGCCUGUAGUUGGAAGUGGAGAAAGAUGUAUUCCUGGUGACGAAAGUCAUUGCGGUGACGAAGGUCCUGCCAUUCGUGCAAAAUUAGCUCAUCCAAAAGGAAUUGCCAUUGCUGCUGAUAAGACCAUGUACAUUGCUGACGGAAGAAACAUACGCGCGGUUGAUCCCCACGGUAUCAUUCAUACAUUAGUGGGACACCAUGGACAUCAUAAUCACUGGUCUCCAGCACCCUGUGUCGGCGCUAUACCCGCUCAUCAAGCCCAACUCCAAUGGCCAACUGGAUUGACCUUAAGUCCUCUGGAUGGGUCUCUGCACUUCAUCGACGACAGACUCGUCUUGAAACUCACCAGUGACUUAAAGGUCCGCGUAGUAGCAGGAACACCGCUGCAUUGUACUAGUAAUACUAAUACCAACGGAAAUAAUAAUGACAGUGAUAUAAAGAAAGUGAAUCUAACGACUACGACCACUCCAAAGAAAUCUGAUGAAGUUCUUGGUUCUGUACUUGCUGUCAGCUUUAGCCCAACUGGUGAACUUUACAUAGCAGAAAGCGACUCACACAGAGUGAACUCUAUUAAAAUUGUAGACAGUUCUGGAAAAAUGUCUCAUUUUGCUGGGCAACAGCAAAAACGAUUACGUGGCCAAUGCGAAUGUAAUAAUACCACUCCAAGUACCAAAGAUCUGGAAAGUUGUUCAUGUACUGAUGAUACCAGUAGUACAGAGACUUUGCUCUCAUCAAAUGCCAAAUUCACCACAAUUUCUGCUUUGGCCGUGUCACCAGAUGGGGUCCUACAUGUGGCUGAUCAAGGUAGCCUGCAUAUUCUUGCGCUGCAACCUUAUCUUCCAAAUCACGAUGAAAGUGGAGAGUUCCAUAUUCCUUUCCCACCGUUAAACGAGGUGUACGUGUUCAAUCGUUACGGUCAACACAUUUCCACAAAGGACUUAACGUCUGGCAAGACUCGUUAUUCGUUCUUGUAUAGUAAAAAUACCAGUUUUGGGAAGUUAUUCACGGUGACGGAUAGUGCUGGAAAUAAGAUUCAAUUCUUAAGGGAUUAUAGCAGCGUAGUUAGUUCUAUAGAAAAUACACAAGAUCAUAAAUCCGAACUGAAUAUUUCUGCAGUUGGCUUUUUGGAAAAGCUCUCCGAACGAGGAAGAGCUGAAAUAGCACUUGCAUAUGAUGGCUCAACUGGAUUACUGACAAGUAGAUCAGGAGGUGGCGAAACGUAUAUUUACAAUUACGAUAGUUUGGGCCGUGUUACCAACGUCAUUCUACCCACUGGUGAAAAAUUGAAACUAUCUUCGGAUCUAUCUGAUGAUGAAGGUUUAUCAGUGAAGGUAUCAGCUCCGCUUCAAGCUUUGUCGAAAGGAGAUAAGCAGAGGAUCAUCGAAUUCAAAAUGAAGAAUGAAAGAUCGAAGAUGUUAACGAUUACUGAUGGUACUAAAAUGAAGAAAGCGAUCGCCUUCACUAACAGCAGUCUAGAAGUUCUUCUUCCUGGUGGUGGUAGAGUCUUAAGUGCAGCCACAACUAAACAUCCUCUCCUAGAAGCUGCAUUACCAGUGGAGGCUGAAAUGUUACCAAUGUGGAGUUAUCAAUUAAUGUCUUUAGGCGAACUAACCAACACUAUGACUACUACUUAUAAUCUAGUCGGUGACGUUAGCCAUUUGCAACAGACUUUGAAUAGAGAGAUCUGGGUGAACGACACUCGCGUGAUUAGCGUAGAAUUUGAGCAAGCAUUCAGCCGAGAAACUUUCUACGAUAAAGCAAGAAAUCCAUUAUUAACGGUCACCUUUGAUCCCGCUGGUCUACCUUUGAUCUGGCAACCACAUGAACAAGGCUAUAAUCUUAGUAUUACAUACGAUAGGUUCAAUCGGAUAGAAAGCUGGAAAUGGGGUCCGUCAGAUGAAUCGUAUGGAUACGAUCGUCAUGGACAAUUGGCUGAAGUCACUAAUAGUCAAGAUGGAACUAAACGAUAUACCUAUAACGAUUUCAAUAUGUUAUCCAACAUUACUCUGGCCAGUGAUAGACACUUCACCUUACAAUAUGACGACGACGGUGGAUUACGCCAUAUCAUCCUCCCAUCAGGAACUAAACAUUCGUUCUCGUGUCAAGCUUCUCUAGGCUUUCUUAGAGUAACUUACACUCCACCAGGUAGCAGCAGAGCUUACCUCCAACACUAUAGUCACGAUGGGAAUUUGUUACAAACUGUUUUUCCUGUUGAUGGAGCUCACAUUGUAUAUAGGUAUCAUACAUCAGGACAGCUUGCUGAAGUCGUCCAUGGUGACGGAAAAAGUGAAAUUAGAUAUACUGAAAGUGGUCUACCUUCAGAAGUAAUCCACUCUGAACGAGAUGUAGAAUACAAAUGGGACUAUCAAUAUAGCGCUGGUCUAUUAGUGGAAGAACGUAUAGAUUUUGGUGCAAAAACUGGCCUCAGUAAUGCCAAAUUCACGUUCGAUUAUGACUCGAACUUUAGAUUGAUCAACGUGCAAGGUAGAAUUGGUGGUCAAACUCUUCCAGCUCAUGCCAUGGCAUAUAGUCCCAGAACAGGUAUGCUUGAACAAAUUGGACAGUUCAAGGUAACCAAACCUCAGCCUAAUGAAACCACUGUAUUCGAUGGAACUGCUUUAUUUUCGAGAAUCACAGAUGAUAGAUUUUUAGAGACCCAAGCGACGUUAACGAUUCAUCAAUUAGAGGUCUUCAGGAUGGAGUUCACGCAUAAUAAUCACGGUCGUAUUAAUCAGACCAGAACCUACACCCGCAAUGUUGCAGUUAAUACUUAUACUAAUGUGAAGAAUUACACUUGGGACUGUGAUGGCCAAUUGACUGGAGUUGAAGCUCAAGAACCAUGGGGAUUCAAGUAUGAUGCGAAUGGAAACAUGCUGUCACUAACGUACAGAGGGAAUACUAUACCUAUGGAGUACAAUAGCCUUGAUAGGAUAGUUAAAUUCGGUGAAGGACUGUAUAAGUAUGAUAGCAGAGGUAUGGUAGUACAAAAUGCCAGAGAAGAGAGGUUCACCUACAACGCCAAAGGACUUUUAGUUCGAACUACUAAACGUGGACGAUUUGACGUUCGAUAUUACUAUGAUCAUUUAGAUCGAUUGGCUACUAGAAAAGAUAAUUAUGGAAAUGUUACCCAGUUCUUUUAUAACAAUCAAAAACGUCCUCAUGAAGUAAAUCAGAUAUACAGUCCACGAGAUGGUAAAUUGAUGUCAUUGGUAUACGAUGACAGAGGACAUUUGAUUUAUGCUCAAGUUUAUCGGCACAAAUAUUAUAUCGCCACCGAUCAGUGUGGAACUCCAAUCAUGAUUUUUAGCCAGUAUGGCGAAUGCAUUAGGGAAAUCAUGAGAUCGCCCUAUGGACAUAUCGUUUACGACUCAAAUCCUUAUUUGUAUUUACCCGUUGACUUUUGCGGAGGUCUUUUAGAUCAAGUAACGUCAUUGGUGCACAUGCCAAACGGCAAAGUUUAUGAUCCACUGAUAGGUCAGUGGCUGUCUCCUUUGUGGGAGAAUGUUCUGGACAGAGUGGCCACUCCAACGCAUUUGCAUCUAUACAGGUUCAAUGGAAACGAUCCUAUUAAUGUUAGGCAUGCAGACCGACCAAACCUACCAACUGACCACAUAUCAUGGCUAUUGCACCUUGGCUACGACCUGAAGAACCUUGCUCCACAACUGUUCCCCGAAGAGCUACCAGACAGUCUUGUUCCUCCAGCCCUGGGCCCUGGCACCUCUAUAUUCGGCAAAAAGAAAAGAACUAGGAAUCUCGGCGUUCAAUCCGGUUUUCUAGCCUAUAUCGCACAAAGACACUCCGGAGACGCCGUCAGCUUAUCAGCACCACCUCGUUCAGCCUUAAAGAAGGAUACCAGCGAUCUGAUACCCAGUCGUCUAGGUGCAGCUGCAGAUCCUCCAUUUGGAAAAGGAAUCUUGGUAUCGAGGACUGCGGAUGGACAAGCAGUGGUAUCCAGUGUACCAACUGCUAACGCCAUCUAUGGCGACGUGUUCACCUCGGUAUUCAACAGAUCAUAUUUCCUGCCAUUCACAUUCGUUUUGCACAGUCCCCAACAAGACGCCUUCUACUUCGUAAAAGAGGAAACUUGGCGUGCCAGUGAAGAUCGUGGUCAAUUAAAGCGUCUGGGAGGUCAAGUGAAUACGACCAUCCAUGAAAAUGAGAAUGGAAGUGGAAGCAGCUCGUUGAUAGACGUGAAGAUACAUGGUGCCAGUUACAUAGUGAACCUGCGUUACGGCACCACUGCCGAGAAAGAGAAACAAAGACUGCUCCAUCAUGCUAAAACGACCGCCAUCCGCAAAGCCUGGCAUAGACAACGCGAGGCACUGAAGGCUAACAUGCCAACAGCCAUAGAAUGGAUGGUAGCUGAACAAGAUGAAAUUCUAAAGUCCGGAUUCGCGUCCAAUUACGAGGGCGAGUACAUUCAUGACGCACAGUUAUAUCCGGAGCUAGCGGAGGAUCCAUAUAACAUCCGAUUUGUGAAGAAGGCAGUCGAUCCAUCAAGCAAGAAGCGACGCAGGAGGAGAGGUGCGCCUACUUGCAAACUGUGGUGGCUGGACAAAAUCUGCUAAUCGAAUUGAACUACCAUUAAACCAGGGAGCCCUACUCUCCUGACACACGCCGUUGCUGGCAGAAUUGUCCAAUCGUCAGAUGCAACAGGAAUUUCCGAAUGGGCGAAAAUGGAGCGUGUGAUGUACUGAAAAAGUAAGAAGUGGGUUAAGAAUGGAUCAAAGAAAAAAUGGAAAGAGGAUCGAGCUGCAAGAAGCUGCAGUCCUCCAUAUGAACGUACUGAACACUAUCAAAAGAAACAAAAAAAAAAAGUUUUAUACCAAAGUCUAUUUGUGUAUUUCGAAGAUGCCAAAAACAUUUAACGUUAUAUCGAUUAUAUUGUACCGCGAUUUAGGGUGUAGUGUGUAAGCAUCUCGGAGAGAAUGUUUAUCCGCGCGCGACCGUGCUAUCCACGACUCGCGUCUCUCGCGGACCAGCAGAGCAUUGUUGUCGUCGACCAUCUUAGGAGAAUGAAAUACGUUCCGGAAAGCUCUCAUCCUUGCAGUGGCCAUGGGAAACGACAAAAAGCUCGUGACCUCUAUCGUUCCCCUCGUCGCGAGACAAGGAAGAGUUCCUUGCGAAGACCACUGAGGGAGAAGUUUUUCAAGAAGUUAGGAACCGUCGUUAUGCGAAUGUUCACCAUCGUUAACGAAUGAUCAUGACGAAGCACCGCAUCGUCAUUGAAUGUGAGAAAAGAACGACGAAAGAAGAGUGCAGGGAGCAGGCCAUUCGUCGUUGAGGCGAAUCGAGUGAGAGAAACUAGUCAAUAUAUAGCUUUACAUUGACGUAUAAACUUUUUCCAAUAGGAUAAGGAAGACACGAGGCGCGAUCGUCGAUGUACUAUGCGAAGAAACGAAUUUUGUGUACCCAUCUGCCCAUUUGCCCGCGCGAUACCUUAGUCGUUCUUAGGGAAAAGGAAGAAAAUAAAGGAUCGAUAAAAGGAGUAAUUUUGGCGAAGAUAGACACGCCAUAAGUACGAUCAUAAUGUAUAUGAGUCGCAAACAAACGCGGAAAGGAAUGCACGCGUAUAUCUCAACAAUGAAUGGCCCUGUAAGUGCUGAAGAGCAUUAAAAAGAACGUCCUUCGCUGUGAAUGAUGAUUGAUCAGCGAUCAAAGUAUCGAUGAAACGUUGGAAGAACGCAACAAAAUGAUGAAAGAAAAUUGACGUUCAAUCUAAACAGGCGAUCGACAUGACGCGUCUCGAAGCGAUAUUCCGAAUUUAGUUGGUUAAAGGAACAAAAAGAGGGGGGGAAAGGCGAUGUUAAGGUGUAUUAUAAAAGUGGUGCUUUCUCGUGCGAAGAAAAAAUAUCGGUGCAACAUUCGACAAUGGUGAGCGUGACUGAGUAGAGGACAUCGAUGUACAUGUACACACACACUCACACACGUACACUGCAUAGCGUGGCUAAGGUAUUUUUAACGAUGGAUGUGUCCUACCCACUCCCCCUAUUUAGCGCUAGCGUCCACUUCCUCGAGAAUUGAUGUCGCGUCGCGUACGAAUUAUUGUUUAAACAGAGAAAAAAAGUGUGUGUGUGUGUGUGUGAAAGAGAGAGCGAGAGAAAGAGAGAGAAACUUUAUCGUCGCGGGAACGAUGAACGAGAAUAUUAUAAACAAAGAUCUAUCAUCAUUUCGUCUUGUGAGAAAAAUGAUGGAUUAAAAGGAAAUGUCGGGCGAGCCCACCGAUGGCUGCUAAAUUAAAAUUGAAAAUGAAAGGGAGUGUGAAAGGGAGAAAGUGAGAAUGCGCGCAAGAGAGGGAGAGAUAGAGAUAGAAAGAGAGAAAGAGAGAGAGAGAGAGAGAGAGAAAAUAAACUCCAUUAUCGGUAAUAAUAUGUAUACACGAGAUAUUAUUGCAUAUUUGUGCUUGCUGGAUAUGAAUAACGGAACGUUAACUAUGUUUCUUCACCGACUAAGUGUGUAUAUCUAAAUUUAAUGCUCGUCGGUACCGAUCGUUUUCUGCUGUGUACUGAACGCCAUAUACAUCUACGUACGAAUAUUAUUUAGCACCAACCUUCGCUAAAAGAAGCCCUAUCCUAUCUCCGGUCGCGAGGUCACAUAGUGUCCAAACUUUUUUUCGCCUUCCUCUUGCACUCCCACUCCGUCCUAUUCAAAGCCUUAUAAUGAUUCUUUAUUCCAUUGCAUUAUCCCUCUAAGUUUUUCGUUUCAACCUCGAUUCCUUGUCCCUUUAUUUUCCUAUAUUUCUUCGAACAAGUCAUAGUCGCCAUUGAAUAUUUUGCAAAUAUGGCUUUAGAUGGCGCCGUUCUUAAGACGGAU